Messenger RNA from Angiostrongylus costaricensis, 690 nucleotides. Lineage: Eukaryota; Metazoa; Nematoda; Chromadorea; Rhabditida; Metastrongylidae. The record is from the annotation of a GenBank genome assembly.
AUGGAUUGGCCCUUUACUGUUGAACAGUGCAGGGCGUAUGCGUUAACGUAUCUCGUUCCCUUCGUCUACUCUUUGGAAGCGAUUUUCUAUCGAAGUGGAGUGCGUGUACAACAGUGGUUAAAGACAGCCAUCACUCCUAAUCUGAUCUAUGAAAAAAAUCACACAGUACGACAGUGUACCUUUUUGGAUCUUCCAAGUUAUACCGUAUACUCUGCAACGGGCUCUUUUUUUAUUCCAACUAUACUUAUGUUCUUCGUAUACUUCAAAAUUUAUCAAGCAUUUGCAAAGCAUCGCGCUCGUCAGAUUUAUCGUCAAAAGGUGAUCAGGAAGCACAUUGAAUCAACAAUUCUUCACGAAAUCAGUCAUGUCUUACCAACUUCUGAUGAGUUCGCCAAGGAAGACGAAGACGACACUGAUGAUUUAGGCGAAGGCUCUGGACAGACUGAAAAUGGUCUUCUGCAUGGAAACGACGUCAUAUUAGAAGAGUCUGAAGAGGAAUCCGAUGAAAAAGCGGAAGACGGUUUCUUUUGCACUAUGGCAAAUGUGAUAGAUGAGCAAAUCGAAUUCCUCAUCGGUGCUGUCGACAACGGUAUGAUUCCAAGAGCUAGAUAUAGAUGCCAAAAAACCCCUGUUUACAAUAGCCUUAAGGUUUCGUUUGUUGGAUUUUUCCACAUUAUAGCUCUUCUGUGA